AUGGUAACUGCGGAUUUGAUCCUCCCUGGCAUUCUUCUCUGCUGCCUUGCUGUUCCUCUCCUUCUUCUCCGUUCCUUUGGACGGAAACCGAGGCUCAACUUGCCUCCUGGCCCUCUUGGGCUACCCUUCAUCGGGAAUCUCCAUCAGCUAGGAAAGAACCUCCAUCGCUCCCUCCUCCGCUUGGCAAAUAAUUAUGGGCCUCUCAUGUACCUGAAGCUCGGUAGCGUCUCAACCCUCAUCAUCUCCAAUGCCGACAUGGCUGAAGAAAUCCAUAGGUCGCACGAUUCAGUCUUCUGCAGUCGGCCCACACGCACCGUCCCAAAACGUCUCUUCGGGGGCCACGGCGUUGUUUUCGCCUCCUACAGCGAGGGGUGGCGCCAGCGCCGCAAGAUCAGCAUGCUCGAGCUGUACACCACGAAACGGGUCCAAUCCUUUAGGCACAUCCGAGAGGAGGAGGUGCGGAUCCUCGUCAAGACAAUCACCGAGACCUCCACCGCUGGUCAGCUGUCCAAUAUCAGCGAUAUGACUCUCUGCCUAUUCAACAACAUCAUCUGCCGGCAAGCUUUCGGCAGGCGCGUCUCGAAGGACGGCGAGUGCCGGAGGAGCAAGUUUCACGACCAGCUGAGGGAGUACGUCGAGCUCUCAAGCAUCUUCUGUCUUUCCGACUUCUUCCCCGCGAUGGGAUGGCUCAACAAGCUCACAGGCCUCCACGGUCGCCUCGAGAAGACUUUCAGUAUUUUCGACAACCUCCUCGAGGAAGAGAUCGAGAACCACCUGAAGCCCGACAACGACGACAACAGAGACUUCAUGAGCAUCCUCCUUCACCUCCAGAAAGAUACCUCCCUCGGGUUCAGCCUUACGCAAGAACAAAUCAAGAGCAUCAUCUUGGUAAGCUAGUUUUCUUAUUACAGAAUCCAAAUAUAUAUUUAUUUAUAUUCGUUUGCGCUCACUUGUUUUCUUGUUUUGCAGGAGAUCUUCUUGGGCGGGUCAGACACAUCGGCUUCGGCCAUUGAAUUCGGGAUGCUGGAGCUGGCUUUGAACCCGCGUGUAAUGAAGAAGGCGCAGGAGGAGGUACGGAGAAUUGUUGGGGGGAAGGCCUUUGUGGAGGAGAGCGACCUUCCGAGACUCGUCUACCUCAAACUCGUAGUGAAGGAGAUUCUCCGCUACCGCCCUCCCGGCCCGAUAUCCUUACCCCAUGAGAGCUUGAAGGACGUCAAAGUUUGCGGCUACGAUAUCCCCGCCAAGACGACGGUGAUCACAAACGUAUGGGCUAUUAUGAGGGAUCCCAAGUUUUGGACGGACCCCGAGGUAUUCUGGCCAGAGCGCUUUGAGGACAGCGAUCUCCAUUUCAAGGGGCAGGACUUCCAAUACAUACCCUUUUCGUCCGGCCGGAGAAUCUGCCCUGGAAUAAACCUGGGGGUGACCGGCGUGGAACUCACCCUCGCAAACCUUCUGCAUUGCUUCGACUGGGAGCUGCCCGAGGGGAUGGAGCCCGAGGAUUUGGACACGAACGAGGCUGGCGGGGUCAUUUUACGCUUGAAAACCCCUCUCCAGCUGAAGGCGAAGCCCGUUUUUUAG
This is a messenger RNA of Spirodela intermedia, 1578 nucleotides long. The record is from the annotation of a GenBank genome assembly. NCBI's taxonomy places the organism in Eukaryota, Viridiplantae, Streptophyta, Magnoliopsida, Alismatales, Araceae.